GCCCAAGAUGGCGGCGCCCACAAGGGCGUGAAAGACCCGCUCAUGUCUGUCCACGGGGCAGUGUGGGGGCGUGUGCGGAACCGUCUCCGAGCCUUCCCGGAGCAUCUGGCGGCCUGCGGAGCUGAGGCCUCGGCGUAUGGCAAGUGCGUGCAGGCCUCCACCGCCCCAGGAGGCCGCCUGAGUAAGGACCUGUGCGUGCGCGAGUUCGAGGCCCUGCGGAGCUGCUUCGCCGCCGCGGCCAAGAAGACCAUGGUGGGAGGCUCCUAGGAAGAGCAGUGGGCACAGGCGCCUUGUAUUGACGGCACACAUGGAGACCUUUGGGGACUGAAAGAAAAAUGUGGGUAGUAAAGUUCCUGGUAUUUCAUGGUUCUUCCCACCUUGAAACGUGGGCAGGGCAGCGUUGUUUACGAGCACUGUGUACAUGAGGAUCUGGACCUGAUUAAGAUGAACUUGAAAAUGA
This is a messenger RNA of Grammomys surdaster, 460 nucleotides long. RefSeq names its product NADH:ubiquinone oxidoreductase complex assembly factor 8 (gene Ndufaf8). Gene Ontology annotation, cellular component: mitochondrion. The transcript is spliced from 3 exons. The record is from RefSeq and is a predicted model, not a curated record. Gene Ontology annotation, biological process: mitochondrial respiratory chain complex I assembly. Bases 43 to 267 code for a protein of 74 amino acids. NCBI's taxonomy places the organism in Eukaryota, Metazoa, Chordata, Mammalia, Rodentia, Muridae.